Molecule: messenger RNA, 1784 nt
Organism: Capsicum annuum
Lineage: Eukaryota; Viridiplantae; Streptophyta; Magnoliopsida; Solanales; Solanaceae
Exons: 5
Coding region: 714-1499 (261 amino acids)
Molecular function (GO): ubiquitin binding
Source: RefSeq, a predicted model, not a curated record
GAAGUCCUCCAAGUUUUUAAAAUUAGGUGGGAGGUAUAACUUUUUUUUUCUUUUUUUUAAAGUUUUUUCGUUCCAACAACUCGUUUCAAUUGUAGAACAACUUUGGUAGUUAUUCGACAAUGACAACUUUGCACGAAGUUGUUCAACAACUACUAAAGUUGUUCAAUAACUAUGAAAGUUGUUCAACAACAACACGAAGUUAUUCAAACAACUAAUAUAGUUGUCCCAGUUGUUUGAAAAGAUUUAAUUUUUUUUUUUUUUUUUUAACAAAUUUGUGGCCUACUUGUGCCCUUUUCAUAAUUGGAAACUUGAGGGGUCUUUUGACUCAUUUUUCUCUUUACAUAGAUUAUCAAAAUUCAAUUACAUAGAUUCAUACACAUCAUAUCUUUAUAUACAGUCGAAUAAUCGGACAUAAAUCUCAGUUUUCUUAAUCUUAAUUUUGUUAAGUUUUUGUUGUUUGAGAAAAAUCAGAGAAAAAAACUAUGUUUUUGUAAUCUGAAUUUUUUUUUGAUUUUUUUUUGUUACUAUUGAGAAGAAUUUGAGAAAAAUCAGUCUUUUUUUUUAAAAAAAAAUGAUUUUUGUUAUUUUGUAAUUUUUUUUUGAACUUUUUUUUGUUGUUUUCGGUAAAUUUGGAAUCUGCAUGAGCGAAACGGUGGAAGAUAUAUUGUUUUUGUUGUUGCUAUUGAGAAGAAUUUGAUAUUUUUUGGCACAACAUGUCUGCUAUAGUGUGCGGGAAGAGAAAUAAUUUUUUUGAAGAUUUGCAAUCGCCGUCAUCGUCGCCGUCGCCGGCACCGAAAAGGAUCCGCCGUUCUCCGCCGCGAUCCGCCGCGGUUAAUUGUUUCUAUACUCCGUUGGCGAUCGAUCAUCUCGUAUCGAUUUUCCCUGAUAUGGAUAAACAGCUGCUCGAGAGAGCAUUGGAUGAAUGCGGUGACCUGGAUUCUGCCAUCAAAAGACUAAAUGAGCUUCGUUUGGGGUCUGCUGAGAAUAUGGGCCCCCUCACGGGAAGAUCUGAUGCUACCCAGGAGAACAGCACUCCGAUCGUAACUCAAGGUGAUGGUGGACCCAUACCUGCAGAGGAUUCAUCUGCAGCAAAAGAACUGCACAUGAUGGGGAGUACAGAAUGGGUGGAGUUGUUUGUUAAGGAGAUGAUGAGUGCCUCAAAUAUAGAUGAUGCUAAAGCCCGUACUUCACGAGCUCUUGAGGCCUUGGAAAAGUCCAUUUGUGCCCGUGCAACAGAGGAAAACGUCAUGCUCAAGCAGCAGAUAGAAGCUCUUCUACAGGAGAAUGCUAUUUUGAAGCGAGCAUUUGCUAUUCAACGUGAGCGUCAGAAGGAGUUUGAGGAUAGAGGGAGUGAGGUGAAUCAUCUGAAGCAGAUGGUGGCUCAGUAUCAGGAGCAGCUGAGAACCCUUGAGGUCAACAACUAUGCACUCACGAUGCAUCUCAAGCAGGCACAACAAGGCAACUCCAUUCCCGGGCGCUUUCAUCCAGAUGUCUUUUAAUGUGUAUUAUGUCCUCACUAAUGGAUAGGAUAGCAAUAGUCAUGUCCUACCGUCGCUCUAAGCCGAUUCUGGGGGAAUGAUAUCAAAGCCAGAAGCUGUGUUGCUUAAUUGAAGCCACCUGGUGCUGUUAUCGGCCAAAGGGUAGCUAUAGUAUCAAGUAAGUUAUAGACAUGGUUUUACUUACUUUUGCUGGUACUUCAAAAUUAGAGUUGGAGUUUAUACUUUUCUGGUCUUUUAUUUAUGAUAAGAAACUGUUUGACUUAUAAUUAAAAUGCUGUUCGGCUC